UUAGACCGAUCGUCAUUUGAUUUCAUUAGUUGAGAUGAAUCGAUCAUACGACUGUUAGACUGUAUUUAAUGGCAAUAUGGAAUUCGUAAAAAUUGUGAUUUGUUGUUUAAUUUUAAUAUCAACUUGUUUCGCUGAUGUGAAUACUACUUUUACUAAUUUGACGGAUUUGGAACAGCAGCUAAACGUAAAUAAACGGGAAAAACAGUACUCAUUAGAAGAUGAUCCCACAGAAGGCUCAGAGCAGAAGAGAGAUGGAAGACAAAGUACUCCCAAAAACAAUCAAAUUGAGCCUAAAGUAAACCCAAACGCUACAAAAGUACGUCUUUAUCCAAAAGUAAUAACUACAACACCAAAACCAACCAUGAAACAAGUGCUUACUAAACCAUUUCGAGCAGAAACAACAGCGCAAAGAAUUCCAAUAAAAAUACCUAUUGUUCUAAAAACAGCUAAAGUCCUGCCGACCCAAGCAAACGCUUUGCGAAUGAAGAUAUUGGAAAGUAAAUAUAAUGAAACGAUUGCUAAUCGAGAGAAACUGGCUUCGAAUACUAAUUCGCCUUCAACAUUUGUGCCUAAUGAGAGUCGUUCAAGUGAUGAUGUUAUUUUAACUAUUGAUGAUAUAACUAGAAGUAGUACAAAUUCAAGUGACACUAACAAUAAAGAUGCUGAGGAUGGUAACAGCAAAAAGUAUGAAGAGGAAAUUCCACCAGUUAAUAUCAAAAAACCAAUACAUUACUUCAUAGAUGAACCUGAGCCGCUACCACCAAAAACUCAACGCUUGCUUGACAUUGAUUACAAAGAAACUGAUCCAAAUAACAUGAAAGAGAUACCAAUAGGAAAGAAACCUAAAAAUAAACUGAAUAAGGAUGAAAUCAAAACUAAAAUGUCUUUUAAUGACUUGGACAAUGAUCCAGAAGUUACGAGGAUUUCUAAUGGGACACACUUGAUUAGUAUAAAGAGAAUUCGCGAUGACGACCGGGUACUUCGUGAUGGGGUGCAAACAAUGGCAACUGAGGAAAGAAUUAUUAAUAAGCCACCAAAGCCCAAACCAGUAAUAGUAAAGGAGACAGUACCUCAGAAACCAGAUAAUAAUAUACCAGUUGUAGAAGAAAAUAUUAUAGCUGGAGUUUUGUGGGAUGGUGCGAAUAAGGAGACAAAAGAUCAAAACUGCAUAACCAUAAGAAAUCACAACUACGCAGAAGUAGAGGAAAAAUCGCCUCUAUCAACACCGAUCUCCGUCCAACCGAUUUAUACCGAUUUAACCCAAGACUAUAUGAGAUACCUUCAAAAUUUCUAUUAUAAUCCUUAUAACCAAGCCAUUAACGAUCAAUAUCGAAGGAACUAUGGCUUAAUACAAAGCUCCCCAAAUAUUGAUUUAGUUGAUAAUAACGACUCUUGCCUAAAUAAUGAAGAAAAAAUCCAACCUUUCUAUCCGAAUGCUGAAUAUCAAAACUGCGUUACCGUCAAUGAAAUUCAACCACAAAUUGAACCAAAUGAAGAUAAUCAUUCAGAAAAUAGUGUCCAAAAUAGGAUUUGGAAGAAUUGGAAAGAUGUCGAAAUCAGAAUAAGAAACGCUAACACUGAUGAGCCAAUUGACAUAGAUAUAAGAGCUAUGAUCGAGAAUAGUGAUGACAUUUUAAAGAACGAUUUGGUUGAUAGUGCAUCAACGCCAUCUAUUAGACGAUACGGGAACUUACAUAACAGGAAUGGAAUCUUUUACCCAUGUUUCAAUCCAAGCAAUUCAGUAAAGAAUACGCAUUGAU
Messenger RNA from Spodoptera frugiperda (fall armyworm), 1760 nucleotides. RefSeq lists its product as uncharacterized. Bases 77 to 1759 code for a protein of 560 amino acids. The record is from RefSeq and is a predicted model, not a curated record. The transcript has 3 exons. NCBI's taxonomy places the organism in Eukaryota, Metazoa, Arthropoda, Insecta, Lepidoptera, Noctuidae.